Pyrus x bretschneideri (Chinese white pear) is the source of this 1835-nucleotide messenger RNA. Its product is annotated as myosin-10-like. Bases 422 to 1468 code for a protein of 348 amino acids. The record is from RefSeq and is a predicted model, not a curated record. NCBI's taxonomy places the organism in Eukaryota, Viridiplantae, Streptophyta, Magnoliopsida, Rosales, Rosaceae. The transcript has 7 exons.
CUAAUCACUAAACAUCCCAAGCUUAAAAGCUAAGUAAGAAUCUAAUCUGGCGGUGGUUUUGAUGCAUUGCCGUUCGGUUUGGCAAUCUCUCGUAUUCGAGCUUUUAAUCUCUCCCAUUUCUUCCGUGGAAGCUGCUCCAUUGGUUAAUUUGGUUUGCAUUUGGAUUUGAAAUGUUUUUUAGAUUUGUUUCAAGUUGUUGAUCUAAGGGCAAAGCUGGUUGUCAGUGAGUUGGAUGAUCGGUCACCUUCCCAGUCACCAGGAUGCAGUUCAGAGCCUUUGCACAAGAGCAGUGUUAAAGAAUUAACAGAUAAGCACUCGAGAGCCUUAGAACUUCAUUCUGCUUCUGAAGCCCCCAUUGUGGAAGCUGAGACGACGUUGCAAGAAGCCAUUGAAACAUUCAGUCAAAGAGAUUUGGAAGCUAAUGGAUUUUCUGUUUCCAACGACAUCUGUGCUCCUGCGAGAGAUAUCCAGACUUCAAGAACAGCUCAAUCAACAAAGAGCACGAGAAGCUGCUUUAAUAUCUGAGGUUAAAAAUCUCAAGGCUGAGGCUGCUGAGAAACCUUUAUUGCAGAAUUCUCUCAAGGAACUGCAAACCAAGUUAGCUCGCUGUGAAGAAGAGAGCAGAAAACUAGCUGAGGCAAAUAGAAAGCUUAAAGAAGAUGUGUCUACAUACGAGUUCAAACAAAGUUACCUUGAAGCAAAAUAUUCCAAUGCAGUUGCUGAGAAGGAUGAAUCAGUUGAACAACUUCAGGCUGCAAAAAGGACUAUUGAAGAUUUAAAGCAGCAGCAUUCUUCUCAAGAGCAGAAACUACAAUCUCAGAUAUCUUCGCUUACGGAUGAGAACAGCCUGCUUAAUGAAGUGCAUCAAAAUACUAAGAAGGAACUCCAGCAAGCGAUAUCUAACCUUGAAGAACAGCUCAAGGAACAAAAAACAGGAGAAGCUGCUUUAAAAUCUGAGGUUGAAAUCCUCAAGGCUGAGGUUGCUGAGAAAACUUUGUUGCAAAAUUCUCUCAAGGAACUGCAAACCAAGUCAGCUCACUGUGAAGAAGAGAGCAGAAAACUAGCUGAGGCAAAUAUAAAGCUUAAAGAAGAUGUGUCUACAUACGAGUGCAAACAAAGUGACCUUGAAGCAAAAUAUUUCACUGUUGUUGCUGAGAAGGAUGAAUCAGUUGAACAACUUCAGGCUGCAAAAAGGACUAUUGAAGAUUUAAUGCAGCAACAUUCUUCUCAAGGGCAGAAACUACAAUCUCAGAUAUCUUCGCUUACAGAUGAGAACAACCUGCUUAAUGAAGUGCAUCAAAAUACUAAGAAGGAACUCCAGCAAGUGAUAUCCAACCUUGAAGAACUGCUUAAGGAACAAAAAGCAGGAGAAGCUGCUUUAAGAUCUGAGUUGAAAAUCUCAAGGCUGAGGUUGCUGAGAAAACUUUGUUGCAAAAUUUUCUCAAGGAACUCGAAGAGAAAUUGGUGAAAACUGAAGCUCGACUGCAAAAAGAGACGAAUUGUAGGCUGAAAGCAUUAAGGCUGCUGCAGCGAAAAAAGAGGCAGAGGCUUCCCCAAUGCCAAGUGUUAUGUUCAUCGUGGGAGUGGCUAUGGUGUCUGCGAUCAUCGGCCUCAUUCUUGGGAAACGAUACCAGAUCAAGUUUUUGUGUUUUUGCUAUCCCCUUGGCUGUUUGCAAAGCAAAACACAGAUGGUUAUGUAUUAUUCAAGUUUGUAUUUAGUUUGUAUAUUGGGUUGCAGAUGCUUUCGGAAAUAUAAGAAUUUGUGCGUUUGUUGAUACGAAAAGAAGAGAACGGUCUCAGUUGUUUUCGAGUCAUAUGGUCGGAUCCCAAAAUGA